Paramuricea clavata is the source of this 2039-nucleotide messenger RNA. NCBI's taxonomy places the organism in Eukaryota, Metazoa, Cnidaria, Anthozoa, Malacalcyonacea, Plexauridae. The record is from the annotation of a GenBank genome assembly.
AUGGCGGCGAAGAAACAAGACACGUGGGAUGUUUUUAGAGAGAAAAUGAAAGACAAGCGAUGUAAAAAAGGACAACCAGCCGUAAACAAAAAAGGUUUGAGCGCCGGAGAUCUGAUUGUACGUAACGGGGAACUUGUAGUUCAAAGACUGAGCUCGGAAGUAUCAGGCAAAGCCCAAAAAUACAGCCGGAUUGGGGCACGUGAGUUUGUCCCAUUUAACGAAGAAGUCAGUAUUCAUGCAAUCAAAGCGGCAUGCGAAAGACAUUACAAGUCCUUGUCAGAGGAAGGAUUAAAAUGUGACGUAUUAGCAGGAGACCAAGGACCCUCUUGCUUAUCAAUGGAACAUGUUCGUGAUCUUAAAGUAGUCCAUGUCAGAUUCAUCAAACCACAAAUAAAUCGGCCAUCCACUUCGUUUGUAUCCAAAGGUAUUAUGAGAGAAGAAAAUCCCGCAUUCAGUUUCAUGAGUGAAUGUGUUCAUUUGAGAGAAAGCCCUGAUAAAAGGAAAAUUAAAAGUGAAAGAUGUUCAUCGUCUGCUGCAAAAAGGCCUGCCCCCAAAAGCUUGACAGUAUCACAAAUGAUCAAACUGGGAAAGCUAAUCAAGCCUAGCGUUGCUGAUACAACCCACACAAUGAUCAUUGACGUGUUCAGCUUUGAUUUUAGCAGUUUGUCCUGGUCUGUACUCCCACAGUGGAAUUUAUUGUUGAAAAUUCUGUACUUGGAGAAGGUACAGUAUAAGGCGCCAAUCAAUUACAGUGGAAUUUAUUGUUGAAAAUUCUGUACUUGGAGAAGGUACAGUAUAAGGCGCCAAUCAAUUUAUAGGUUAGCACUCUUUUCCAUCUGGCAAAUUAACCUGAUGUCAUUAUCGGGAAGAUGAAAGAGGUUUUAAAUGGCUAUGUAACUAAUUCAAACCCUACCCCAACUCUAACCGCAACCCUAGUUCUAUCCCUAACCAAAAUAAUAAAAAAAAAUGCAAAAAGAAACAGCUUUAGAAAAUUUCAAUAGGGCGGUUUGCUGGAUGGAAAAUAGCACUAACCCAAUGUAUACUGUAAACAUUCAUGAAACAUUUCAUGAAUGUAAAUUUGCGCGAUAUUAGCAUUAAAUUAUUAUUAUUAUUACCUAAUGCUUUAUAAAGUUUCCAGGAUGUAUUUAAAGUAUACUCCAAGCCCCAUGUAUUGUGACUCAGCGUCAAAUACCCUACUCUAACAGCUGUUCAAAAGGUCAAAUUUCUUACUCUGGGUAUAGAGCAAUGUGUCAAAUGUUUGGGGUCCCCCCGGGGGGGGGGGGAUGUUAACAGUAUAAAUUGAUUGGUACAUAAAUAUAUUUAAAUCCUGUAUGACACUAUAGUUUUAGUAUUUUGUUUCUCAGGAACCUACUGAAGAAUGAUAGCUUUUUGUGAAUGUUAUAAAUAUUAUUUAAGGUGGUUUCCGUAAAGCCUACAAAGCUAGCAGCAACACUGCUGGAUUUGAAGGCAAAGAUUGGGUCGUAAAGAGAUACUUAGAAAAAGUUGUCAAUGAGGUGACAAAUGAUCUUGGCCAAUCUAUGGAAGAGCAAACUAAGAAAGUAGUUCAGAUGCACCAUCUUUCCAAAAAUUUUGCUGAUCAGCUUUCAAAAACUGUGAAGCAGAAGAAUAUUUGUGAGAAGUUUGGUCCUGUCAUGCAGUUUCAAAUGGUCUACUUUGGUAAGAUACAAGGUACAGGUGAAUGCAUAACAAUUGAGCGGUACAUCAAGGGCGAAUUUGUUAAGUAUGUAAAUAACACAGGAGAACUAUGUGUUUCCAGUGGCCAUUUGCUUGGCCAAAAAGCAGAGUGCUUGGUCCACUUUUCAUAUGAGAAGUCCAAUCAUCAGUUAAUGGUCCUUGAUCUGCAAGGGAGCAGUCAUAUGCUGUUUGAUCCAGAAGUAGCCUCAAAAAAGCUUGUUGGUGAGGAAAAUGAAUUUAUGUUUUGCGCUGGAAAUCUUAGUGCCGACGCAAUCAAAACAUUUGUUCAGAACCAUAAGUGCAACAAAUUUUGCCAGUUACUUGGACUGAAUUCGAUAGCAUAG